AGAAAGGGGCCGCGUUUCCUGUUUGUGGGCUGAUUUCCUGAGACCUAGGUGACAAACAACAUUGAUCUAUUUAUUCUGCAGUCGAAUACCUGGGUUUGGUUUUAAGUAUCAUCUCUCAAUUCCCUGUGGUAUUAUCACUGAAAGAGUUAAUUCAAUAGAUACAUAAACUCUUUUUGCACGUCCGCGGCGCUUUGUUUGGUCAUUAAGUUUUUCCCGCGUUUGGAAGCAAAAGCAGCAGCAUGGCUUCAACCUGUUCAAGAUGUGGACCAGGAUAUAAAACCCCUUUACACGCCAUGAAAGGGCCUCGAGAAGAGAUUGUCUACCUACCAUGCAUUUACCGCAACACAGACAUUCAGAAACCUGACUAUCUUGCGACUGUUGAUGUCAAUCCACAAUCUCCCAAUUUUUGCAAGGUGAUUCACAGGCUGCCCAUGCCCAAUCUAAAGGAUGAGCUACACCAUUCUGGUUGGAAUGCCUGUAGCAGUUGUUAUGAUGAUCCCUCCAAAAGACGCAAUCUUCUCAUUCUGCCUUCCAUGAUCUCCUCUCGUAUCUACGUCGUUGAUGUAGGGACGGAUCCACGGGCCCCACGGCUUCAUAAGAUAGUCGAGCCCAUAGAUCUGUUCUGGAAAUGCGGCCUUGCCAACCCCCACACUUCUCACUGCUUAGGCAGUGGCCAAAUCAUGAUCAGUACCAUGGGCGAUCCGUCUGGCAAUGGCAAGGGUGGUUUUGUGUUGUUGGAUGGCAAGACUUUUGAAGUGAUUGGCAACUGGGAGCAGCCAGGUGAAGCAGCACCCUUUGGUUAUGACUUCUGGUACCAGCCUCGCCAUAACGUCAUGAUCAGCACUGAAUGGGGAGCACCCAAGGCAUUGGGAAACGGCUUCAACCCUGCAGAUGUCAAAGCUGGUCAUUAUGGGCAGCGCCUUCAUGUGUGGGACUGGACCACACACAAACGGAUUCAGACUCUGGAUCUGGGGGAAGAGGGUGCUAUUCCUCUGGAGAUCCGCUUCCUGCAUGACCCUGAUGCGGCAGAAGGGUUCGUGGGCUGCGCGCUUCAGAGCACCAUCUUCCGCUUCUACAAGACUCGGAAAGGGGACUGGGCAGCAGAGAAAGUCAUCCAUAUUCCAAGCAAAAAAGUGAAAGAUUGGGCUCUUCUUGAAAUGCCAGGUCUCAUAACGGACAUCUUGAUCUCACUGGACGACCGCUUCCUGUACUUCAGUAACUGGCUGCAUGGAGACAUUCGACAGUAUGACAUCACGGACAGGAGGAAUCCACGUAUGGUUGGUCAGGUCUUCGUUGCAGGCAGUAUCUUAAAAGAUGGACCAGUGAAAGUAUUGGAGGACAAAGAACUGGAUAACCAGCCUGCCCCACGGAUAAUAAAGGGCAAGCGUGUGCAGGGAGGCCCUCAGAUGCUCCAGCUGAGCUUGGAUGGAAAACGUCUGUACGUCACCACCUCUUUAUACAGUGCCUGGGACAAGCAGUUCUACCCUGACCUCGUCAAGGAGGGGUCGGUCAUGAUGCAGAUUGACGUGGACACAGAUAAAGGCGGCCUGAAGCUCAAUGAGAAUUUCCUUGUGGAUUUCGGAGCAGAACCAGAUGGUCCUGCACUUGCCCAUGAGCUCAGAUAUCCUGGUGGAGACUGCACUUCUGACAUCUGGUUAUGAAAUUGGGGCCAAGCCAUUAUGUUCCAAGGAAGAGAAUUUAUUAUUCCCAUUUUCUCAGUGGAGAUAUCACCAGUAUCAUGAUCACGUUUAAUAUAUGUAUGGACCAAAUCCUUCAAGGGAUAAUCUGAUUGCGAUUUCAAGUUUUCCUUUCUCUUUGGAGUGUCACAAGCUGUUGGUGCAAAAUGAAGAUCUGUAAAGUUGUAAAGACUUAAGUCUCAAAUCCAUAGAGAUGUUCUUUAUAAAAGUUAAGAGUCAACCACACACCCCCUAAAACAGCUCAUUCAUACACGCCCCCCACGACUACGUCACUGUGUGGGAAGAUUUGCAUAAUGCCGCCCAAAUGUUCGCGCAAAGAAAGAAGGCGUAAAUCUCUCGCUGUAGUAUUGUUGCUGCUGCCAUGUCGUGGAGACGCUGUGUGUUUCAUUGUGAAAGCACAACUACUUUGGCCUUCCGAAAGAGGACACAACUAGAAAUUAGUUUAGUUGUAUUUACAACACCGUUCCGGAACAGUUCAACCCAAAUAUUCAGAUUUGUGCAGUUCAUUUUAAUGGAGGAUGAGGACUGUUUCCUGUGAGAGUAGCCUACAAUGCUGGUGUCUGUUUCUAUGAAGUGGGGCAGUUCCAACUUUGCAAGGACAGUCUGGCGCUUCUGACUCACAGCCUGUAAGUAAGUUUUCAUAUUUAAAGAAUUUGCCACUGACAAUUCAAACGUGAGUUUUGAGCAGUUUAGAGUAGAGCUUGUUGUUUGUCGUUUCUCCAAUCACAAAUGCAGACAUGGUUUUAUCUUUACAAAGCACAAUACACAACACAUUAAAUGUUGUAAUUUUAGCCGUAGUGCAGCAUCCUAUUUUAUAAAAUACAUCUUUACAAGAUGGUCAAGAACAUACUUAAUUUUGUUCGUUAUUUUAUAUUUUUAUAUUUAUAUUUUCAGACUCAUUUUAAAAUGAAUUUUGCACAUCACAGGAACUUAUAAAAUGACCUGUUUUAAGGUAAAAUCCUACAGCACUCAAAGCACAGCACUUAUAUAUAUAUAUAUAUAUAUAUAUAUAUAUAUAUAUAUAUAUAUAAAAAAUGUACAAAUAAAAAAUUACAUUUAUGCAUUUAUCAGAUGCUUUUAUCCAAUGCGACUUACAGUGCAUUCAGGCUAUCAAUUUUUACCUAUCAUGUGUUCCCGGGGAAUCAAACCCCCAACCUUGGGCUUGAUAAAGCAAAUGCUCUACCAAUUGAGCUACAGGAAUACUGUGUGUGCGCGUGCAGUUGAACCAAAAUUUAUUCAGACAACUUGAACAUUUCAAUCAUUAAUACAGUUUAUUCACUAUAGUUUAAAAAAAUGGAAAUAAAAUAUGACAAGAUCUCAGAGUUAAACUGUUUCAGAAAAAUAUUAUCUUAAUUAAACAAUGGAACUCUCCUUGCUCAUUCCGAGUCUAUAGAAUAGGGUGUCAUUGCUAAAAAGAACAUUAUUUUGUGUAUUUGGCAAUGUGCUUAUGCAGUAGGUAAAAAAAACCACAUUAUUUUCCACAUCAUGUACAUCAACAUCUUUCUGAAACACAUAGAUUUUUACAAAGCUCAUCAUUCCGAAAAGCGAGGUGUACACUGAUUAAUCAGCUAUCCAUUGUGUUGUGAUUGGUCGAAUACUUCCAGCGUAGGACGAAACUGUACAUUCCUUCGUAAAAUGUGCUUCACACAUCUGAAUAUUUGGAUUGAAUUGUUCCGGAACAGUGUUGUAAAUACAACUUAACCACUGAUUUCUAGUGGUGUCCUCUUUUGGAAGACCAAACAAAGUAGUCACAGUGUCACAGAGGGCUGGCUUGAGAACGGUGCGGUUGGUGGGUUUGCGGCAACCACAAGUGACAACCCUGGGCUUGACUCUGCUUCGGCCAUGGUGAAAGCCAAUCCAGCAAUUUACAGUGCUGGUAUCGCUUUCACAACAAUACACACAGUGUCUCCACGACAUGGAGGCGGAGGCAACAGCGAGAAUAAAAGUUUUGCCUUCUUUCUUUGGGUGAACAUUUGGGUGGUGUCAUGCAAAUCUUCCCACACAGUGACAUAGACAUGUGGGGGAGUGUUUAAACAAGGCAUUUUAGCAGGUUGUCUUAACUUUUAUCUCUUUCGGUUUGAGACUUUAGUCUUUGCAACUUUAGGGAUCUUAUCUAUGCAUGAACAGCUUGUAACACUCCAAAGAGCAAAGAAAUGUUUUAAUUGCAUCAUAUGACCCCUUUAAUCAUAUUAUGUGUCAAUUAGCAAUUACAAGAGUGAACAAUGUGAACAAUAAAUCACAUCUUAAACAAAAACUGAUUUUCAUUGUCUUUAUAUGCUUUAAACAUUUUUGGAAAUAAAUAUUUUGCAUCCCAGUGAA
Molecule: messenger RNA, 4016 nt
Organism: Carassius gibelio (silver crucian carp)
Lineage: Eukaryota; Metazoa; Chordata; Actinopteri; Cypriniformes; Cyprinidae
Gene: selenbp1
Product: selenium binding protein 1
Exons: 12
Coding region: 240-1661 (473 amino acids)
Molecular function (GO): protein binding; selenium binding
Source: RefSeq, a predicted model, not a curated record